Messenger RNA from Acanthosepion pharaonis, 972 nucleotides. NCBI's taxonomy places the organism in Eukaryota, Metazoa, Mollusca, Cephalopoda, Sepiida, Sepiidae. The record is from the annotation of a GenBank genome assembly.
AUGCCAAUUAAAUACGUUGAGAUGGCAGUAGAACCAGUGGUGGCAGCGUGUAGAGGAGAAAGGAACGUGAGUGCCAAGGUAGUUGGACGGAUGGUCGGACAAGAAGGCUGGUUACUUUAUAUCUAUCUAUCCUUCUUUCUCAGUCCCUUUCAAUCUAUCUAUCUAUCUAUCUAUCUAUCUGUCUUCUAUUCAUAUCUAUCUAUCUAUCUAUCUAUCUAUCUAUCUAUCUAUCUAUCUCAGUCUAUUCCUAUCUCUCAGUCUGUUCAUAUCUACCUAUAUCAGUUUAUUCACAUUCAUCUAAUUAUCUAUGUAUAUAUCUAUCCCUCUAUCUGUCUAUCACAAUCCAUUCACAUCCAUGUAAUUAUCUAUCUAUCUAUCUAUCUAUCUAUCUAUCUAUCUAUCUAUCUAUCUAUCUGUGUUUGUCUAUCACAGUCUGUUGACAUUCAUCUAAUUAUCUAUGUGUAUAUCUAUCUUUGUUAUAUUCAUAUCUUUCUACGUAAGAUUCGUCUGUUCAUAUCUAUCUAUCUUUUUGUUCCGUUCGUAUCUAUCUUACAUCUUUUUAUUCGCAUCUAUCUAUCAAUCUCUAUCUUAUCUCUGUUCGUAUCCAUCUAUUUAACUAUCUAUCUUGCUUUUUAUAUUCACAUCUAUCUAUCUAUCUAUCUAUCUAUCUUUGGUUUGUUCAUAUCUAUCUAUAUUUCCGCAGGUGGACACCGACCAAUUCUGUCCGUCCGUUCGUUCGUUCGUUCGUCCACCAAACUAUCUCACCAUCAUCCCUUUUCCAUACCCGCCAACCAACCCUGGUUUAUUUCUGCGCCACCACCGCCACCACCGCCGCCGCCACCACAGUCAUCGCCUUCAACAGAAACACUUGCAUCAGUUAUUCCACGCGAAUGUUUUACCAGCCAGUUUCACCUCUCUCUCUCUCUCUCUCUCUCUCUCUCUCUCUCUCUCUCUCUCUCUCAUAGUCCAUAA